AUAGCCCUAGCGGGCACUCUCUCGCUUGAGUUAUGCGUUUGCAGCAUCACCAUCGCCAUUUCACCUGGUGCUGUGUGUUUUCUGUGGGGUGCGUGAGGUCUUGAGGAAGCGCUUUACAAUGGCGGGGUUGAUAAAAAACCUUCGGGUGACGAAGACAGGACCCGGGUCUGGAUCGCUGGGGGAAGCACAGCAGCGAGCGACGGAUUUCUUCCGGGAGUCUUGCAGGGCGCUGCCAUCGAUCAUGGAGCGGUACAAUUUGUACGACGUAAUCACCCUGUCGGAUCUGCGGUCCAAGAUUGCCUUCGAGUUCCGGAAGCAUCAUCACAACACCAAUCCCAAGGUGAUUGACAUGUUAGUGUUUAAGGGACGAGAGGAACUUCAGUACUGCGUUGACCAUUCCAAGCAGCGGCACCAUUUGCUGUCGCAGUACAUCGUCGGAAGGGAGGGUUUAACCGGGGACGUGCUGAAGCUUGGGGAGGCAUUUAAGGGAGAAUCUGAUUUUUUGAAGAAUUUCUAUCGAGGGAACAACUGAGAAUUUUAGUCUCACUCUGGUCUGGAUUUUCAUUCCAUUUUUUUAAAAUUGUGUUCCUUAUCGUCUUGGUACCGUAGAAUCAUGAAGAAGUUUCAAACCCUACGAAAAACCCCACACUGUUCCAGUAGUUACAGGUUUUGAAAGGCUCUGAAACUGGCAAUGAUUUUUUUGUAGUAUUCAUUGAAUGGUAUUUUUUUGCACAUACAGAUUAGGUCCUGCAAUAAGAAAAUGACAUGGCAGAGUGACAAGAGGAUGAGAUGAUGAUGUAAUACAAUUGGAAGUGGAAGAUGAACUUUUGUAGCGUUAAUGGAGUAUUAGUCUGAUGACGGUGA
Messenger RNA from Physcomitrium patens, 864 nucleotides. RefSeq names its product NADH dehydrogenase [ubiquinone] 1 alpha subcomplex subunit 6. The record is from RefSeq and is a predicted model, not a curated record. Gene Ontology annotation, biological process: response to oxidative stress. Lineage: Eukaryota; Viridiplantae; Streptophyta; Bryopsida; Funariales; Funariaceae. Gene Ontology annotation, cellular component: respiratory chain complex I.